This is a messenger RNA of Penicillium antarcticum, 408 nucleotides long. RefSeq lists its product as uncharacterized. The record is from RefSeq and is a predicted model, not a curated record. Bases 1 to 408 code for a protein of 135 amino acids. The transcript has 2 exons. NCBI's taxonomy places the organism in Eukaryota, Fungi, Ascomycota, Eurotiomycetes, Eurotiales, Aspergillaceae.
AUGGCUCCAACUCUGCGAACUCUUCUUGUGACGCUUGGCUUCGUCUUCUCGGCCGCCGCCGAGUCGAGCUCCUCAAUGCCGACGUAUGGGAUCGACGUUCGAUCCGAGGGAGACUGCAUGUCCUGGUAUUUACCUCAACUCCGGUAUCCUGCCCAGACCUGCAACGACGUCGUCAGCAUGCACCCAGGGCUUGAUUUGGCCACCUUGCUCAAGCUGAACCCUUCGAUUCACCCUUACUGCGACAACAUGCUGCUCGGUCAGAAGGUCUGCCUCCGAGCCAAGCAGGAAACUGACUGCCCCAAGGCGGCAGAACCCAGCCUACAGCCUCUGGAAACUAGUCCACCGCAGUGGCAAACUAGUCCCACUCCCAAGCCGCAGGUAUCAAGCUCCAGCCAUUCUUGGCGUUGA